AUGGGCAGAAUACCGAAAUGGUCGAUUUUUGCCGGGAUUCUCAUCGUGCUCAUCGAGAUCGCUUUCAUCGCUUGGAGGCUCAAUAUAACGGGUAUCGCACACGCGCAGGUGGUCCGUUUUCACUCGCUUUUCCAUCUCGAACUAGCGAUGAGUAUCGGCUCGUUCUACAUCUUUUCCCGGUUCUCCUCGGCUCUCACAUCUUUGAAUGAUGGCCGCUUGCGGAAUUUGCAACGCCGAUGGGCACAAAUUUGUCUCACCGAUGUCAUGAGAGCGGUGCUUCUUCUCUUUUUGGUGCUUGCUCAAGGGUCUUUCGCUUUUUAUAUGAUUCGUCUCAAAUCUGAGGUCUCCACGCAGGCAUUCAUCUGUUUGGUGUGUCUUGCCGGUUUCAUUCAUCUUUUCGUCUUCACUCUCCUCUCCGAUCUCCUCGUUUCGAUUCUCUAUGUGCCGCUGAAAUUGGGUGGCCAGUUGCCGGAAACGUCGUGGUGCAGUUUCCUCGCCGAUCAUCGCCUCAAGCAAAUAAUCUUUGUGACGGUGAUCACUGUCUUUUUCAUGUCAAUCGGUCUCUUCCGAACGCUCACCCCGCCGACCGUUGUCGAAGAAAGCCUCAGAACAAAUAAAUUGAAAUCUGGAUCCGAUUUCUCGAUCGCUUUACUCAGCGAUCUUCACAUUGGGCCGAGUGUCGGUCGAUCACGGGUACAAACGAUUGUCGACACAGUGAAUGGGGCUGAGCCAGAUUUGAUUGCGAUCAGCGGUGAUCUGGCCGAUGGAUUCGUGACCGAUUUAGCCGACGCGGCGCGGCCGUUGUGCAAUCUCAAAAGCAAAUAUGGGGUCUACUUUGCGACGGGAAAUCACGAGUACUACCACGGGAACGUCGAAGAGUGGUUCGCUUUUCUCGAAUCGUGCAAUAUCACCAUUCUUCACAACAAGAAUCAACGAGUCCAGCUAGCCAGCGGUGGCUCGUUGUGUGUGGCCGGGAUUGAUGAUCUGAUCACUCUUCGAUUACAUUUGCAAGGACACGGGAUGAAUCCACGACAAGCACUGGCGGGCUGCCAGAAAUCGGAUUUCGUGCUCCUCUUGGCCCAUCAACCAAACGCCGCCAAGUAUGUGCUCACCGAUCCGGCUGUCAACGGCAAUGUCGAUCUCGUUUUGUCAGGUCACACCCACAACGGCCAGUUCAUCUUCUUCAAGCCGGUCGUCCAUUUGGCGAACGCUUGGGUGCACGGUCUCUACUGGAAUGCUCCCACCAACACUCACAUCCUCGUCUCAGCCGGUGUCGACUACUUCGGUCCACCCGUGCGCACAUCGGGCCAUUGUGAAGUCGUCAAAUUGACCGUUAGUGGAAGAGCU
Messenger RNA from Mesorhabditis belari, 1347 nucleotides. NCBI's taxonomy places the organism in Eukaryota, Metazoa, Nematoda, Chromadorea, Rhabditida, Rhabditidae. The record is from the annotation of a GenBank genome assembly.